UGUACAAACCCAUCAAACUCUACCCAUAUCCAUCUAUUUGGAUUUCAUACCCAACCCAAUUGAGUUGGAUAGUAAGAAACUCAUGGGUAUGGGCAAAGUUGUCAUCCCUAAUCCCAAGGAGAUCUCCUCUUCCUGACACCAACGGUACUUUGUGUCGGGCGACCUACUCCCUGUCCCGUCAUAAGGUGGCCGCCUGCCAUUCUCCUUUCCCCAUGUCCACUCUUGGGCCUCUCGCUGUGGCUCGGGCCCUUUUCUGGGCCCCGCCCGGUUAUCUUCCUAUGGGCUUUAAGCUCAACACUGCUCAACUAUGGGCCCAACACCUUCUAUCCAAACACACUCUAAAAUCUUUUCAUAUACUCUUCCCUCCCUCGAUGGUUGUCAACUUGUUUUGUUGGUGGAAUGUCGGCCGAUUGAAUAUGGUACAAAUGGUGUCUGUCAUGAAAUCAAGUUCAAUUGCCCGGCAUUUCAUCAGCUGGAAUACUAUCGGUAUUACUGUAUUCGGUAUAAUUGAUUUCCAAUCUCUAGAGUUGAAUAUUGAUGUUAUUGUAGAAUUCAAAUACAAAUAUCAUAUGUUAAUUUUGUUUUGUUCGACUGACAUAACCUUGCCAGCCUCCCUUCGAAGAUUGAACCCAAAAAAAGACCUAAACCAAAACAGAACAAAUCCUCCUUCCCCUGCCUCCCAGCGACCGUGCGACGUUCCCUCCCCGACCACUGCCACCACGACGGCGAGUUUUCAGCAUAGAGAACAAUCAGAAGGAGCCAAGAUCUUCGCUAAAUCCCAGCAAUGGCAGACUCCAUGGUUCAAGAAAUUUUGGAGAAGCAAGUGCUGUCGGUAGUCAAGGCCGUGGAGGACCAGCUCGACGAUGAGAUCGCGGCGCUCGACAAGCUUGACGAAGACGAUCUGGAGGUGCUGAGAGAGAGGAGAUUGCAGCAGAUGAAGAAAAUGGCCGAGAAGCGUAGGCGCUGGAUCUCUCUGGGCCACGGCGAGUACACCGAGAUCCACGCCGAGAAGGAGUUCUUCUCCGUCGUCAAAGCCAGCGACCGCGUCGUCUGCCAUUUUUAUCGUGAGAAUUGGCCUUGCAAGGUGAUGGACAAGCAUCUAGCUGAACUCGCGAAGCAGCACAUAGAGACGCGAUUUGUGAAGAUUCAAGCUGAGAAAAGUCCCUUCUUGGCUGAUAAACUCAAGAUUGUGGUUCUUCCUACUCUUGCGCUCAUAAAGAAAGCCAAAGUUGACGAUUACGUGGUUGGUUUUGAUCAGCUCGGUGGGACUGAUGAUUUUAGCACGGAUGUUUUGGAGGAGAGGCUGGCUAAAGCUCAAGUCAUCUUUUACGAGGGCGAAUCUUCUCUGCCAAAGUCUACAAACCAAACAAAGAGGAGCGUUAGACAGAGUGAAACUCAGGACUCAUCAGACUCGGAAUGAGACCAAAAAAAAAAAAAAAAAAAAAAACCCCUCACUUUUUGGUGCCCAUCUGAUAUUUCACUUGCUGCUCUGCUAUUUUGUUAUAUGCCAAUGAUGGUGAUAUCGACUUCAACUUGUAGGAGAGUUGAGAGUUGUGCUGUUAUGUGUUCUUACUCCAUUUCUUAUAUGUUUUUCGUUGGUAAUGUCAACUUUCAAGGAUGGACUAAUGGUGUACUGACUAAGUUAGUAAAGCGGGUUUCAAAUCUAUUUGGUUUUCUUAUGUUGUGAUUUAUUAUGGAUCUAUCCUUUGUUUGUUUGUUACCCUUGCAAGAGAAAACAAAGGCACACACCUUAUCUGCACCUGUUUCUAUCUUGUACAUUGAAAGAAAAAUACGUCAAGCUUUGUAGGCCACUUUCUGUGUAAACUUGACAGGUGGUCUGCCAUGCGGCACAAGAGCCGAACCGUAGCAGGGAUUCUUCAAGAAGAUGGUUCAAAGCUUCUACUACCAGAGAAGGCUUGGUCUGCAGGAAACUGAGGUACUCUACUUUCUUCAUCACUUUCUCCUUUUUGUGUCAGCUACUUCACAUUCCCCUGCACAGAACCCACCAACCAAUUUCUGCACCACCUCCCUUUCCAUGAAGUUGGGGCAACAAAGCAACAUGGCGGUGGGACGUAAAUCCCAUGGCCUACUUGUUGCCCUCUUGGUGGUACUGCUAGUCUUUAACCAGAAAUGUCUUGGCCAGCAGGAAAGCCAACUGGGAUGUGGUACCUCCAGGCUGUCUGAACUGCACAAUCUGCCCUUAUGCCUGCCACCCUCUCAACCCGCCACCGCCUCCUCCAGCACUUCCAGACUACCCGCCGCCGCCAACGGUGCUGCCUUAUCCUUCAGAUGCUGUUCCACCACCACCGUCAUUGAAUUGCACAACCGUGCCGGUUCCGUGCUGUCAGUAUCCUACUACUACUAAUACUAUCACCCCUCCCGUUGGGUAUGGGUACCAGCCUGUUGAUAAUUACUCUGCUGCUCUCUCACCUGUCCGCUUCAUUUCGGGGAUGGUAUUGCUGCUCUCCAUUGUUGCUCUGCUGUAGCUUUUUCAAAGCUGCUAUAUGUUCUCUCCAGCUAAUAAAGGCUUCCGGAAUCCAGAGGGAGCGCACAGAGCUGUUUCCAAUGCGUAUAUGUUCUGCUGUCAGUGGAGGAUUUUUCUAUCUUUGAAGGGUUUUCCGUUUGUGGUGAAAUUGUAUAGUAGGAAUAUCUAUCAUAGUGUUUAACCUGAAUGAAUCCGACAACUUUUUCUGCUUUUUCUCCAUUUUGAACAUGGUUUUUACCGAUUUUGGCUAACGCUUUUCACAUUAAUGAUAUUUCAUCAAAUUUUUGUCUAAUACCGAUUAAACCUGGCCAGGGGCGGGGGGAGAGGGUUAGAAGGUGGGUUCCCGGAUCCACCCUGACGCAGAGGGGAAAUGAUAAAUUAGGUAUAAAUUACAAUAAUUAAU
Messenger RNA from Linum trigynum, 2888 nucleotides. NCBI's taxonomy places the organism in Eukaryota, Viridiplantae, Streptophyta, Magnoliopsida, Malpighiales, Linaceae. The record is from the annotation of a GenBank genome assembly.